Messenger RNA from Polychytrium aggregatum, 4009 nucleotides. RefSeq names its product male sterility protein-domain-containing protein. The transcript has 11 exons. The record is from RefSeq and is a predicted model, not a curated record. The coding region runs from base 81 to 3659 and encodes 1192 amino acids. Lineage: Eukaryota; Fungi; Chytridiomycota; Chytridiomycetes; Polychytriales.
GCUUGUCCCAGUGCGAGAAGCAACGUAACGGUCUCUCGCAUGGCAGAUUACCCUCGCCCGCAACAAUCCUCGACAAGCCAAUGCUCAACUGUUUCGGCUGCUUCGGUGGCCUCGCCGCACGUCCGUCUGAGGAUCCGCCUCGGCGGGCGACCACCAGCAUCGUCCCGCUCGAAAGCCCCCGCAUUCCAACCCCUGUGCUGGGGCGGAUCGGGGACGGCGGGCGGCUCGCAACUCUCGAGCGAGCACUGACAAUCAGCGUGCCCGGGCCAAGCGCAAACACCCCGGCCGCCUUCGGCCAGAUCGCCACAACGGCAACUCCGUCGGUCGGCUCGACUGCAUCGCUUCCUUCGAUCCCGACGACGCCGGUCACAACGACAGCGCCCGUCACUGCCAUUACCCCCGUCGUGGCCACUUCCCCCCAUAUCCAGCCUCAGCCUCAGACUCAGACUCAGACUCAGUCCGUCGCGUCGCCAACCCAUGCCACAUCGCCGUUGUCGGCACUGGAUACUGGCACUUCGGAGCCGCCGCUGCUCUGGGUGCAUCCGGUCGAAGCCUUCAUUGACAUCACGAUUCGACAGCCCGAGUGUCUGUGUGUGUGGACCAACGAGAACGACGCCCAGGAGCGACACUCGUACCAGGACGUCUGGCAGCGUGCUUACUCGGUUCUCCAGGUCCUCAAGAGCCUGCCUGGCUGGGACGAUCCCGCCAACGACGUCGUGGCGCUCCAUGUCGAGCCUGAGCUGUACUGGGUCGUCUACACCUACGCCGUGUGGAUGUCCGGCAAAAAAGUCGUCAAUUUUGCCUUGGGAUGGUCUGCUGCCAUCCGCAACGCCAUCGCGGAGAGCCUCAACAUCAAGUUCAUCCUCUAUUCCAAAGUGCGGCCUGGGCCCAUCGCCGGCGUCACGGCCCACUCGGUCGAGUCCUUCCCUGUCCUCGACGCUGCGUCCAUUCCGGCUCCAUCCAUGGACUUGUUCGGCCCUUUGCCUGAACUGACAACGGUGAUCUGUACCUCUGGGACGACGGGCAUACCCAAAACCAUGCCUGUUUCCCACCGAAUGGGUGCAUCCACCGUGAGCAAGUGGGACCAUCAAUCUCGCGCCGUUCUUCAGUCGCCUUCGUUCACAGCUACUGUCAUUCAGAUUCUGUCGUUUUGCAUGCGCGGCUGCUCGCUGUGGUUCCCCAAAUCAUCGCCCAACGCGAUCGAAAAGUCAAGACAAGUAGUACUCAUGCUGAAUGCCGGAGUGGACACCAUUUCCAUGUCUCCAUCUUUUUUGAAGGCAACUCUCCAGUCAGCGACGUCACGAGACUCGAACGUCAACUGGCCGACUGUUCGGAUGGUCGUCUUGGCUGGAGAAAGAGUCGUCGCCAACUUGGUGACCGAUAUACGCAAGACAUUCCAGAACGCUGUCGUCAUUGCCGUUUAUGGGUCCAGCGAAUCGGGGACCAUAUCCGCGGUGGCGUACUGCACGAUUCCGCCGCGUGUGCCCAGUCCACCAUCGCUCGUCUACCUGCUGAACAAGCCCGGAGUCCGAUGUACGGUUGUGGACGAAAACGGCGACGAGAUCACCACGCCGUACCCGCGACGAGGAAUCCUGUGCUAUGUCAUCAGCAAGGACGAUCCGCUCGCCAAGCACCCCAACUUUGUGUAUGCCCCGCGCGGCAACAAGCUUGCGUCGUUCGGACACUUCCCCGACGGCUCUCCUCGAGUCUGCACCAUGGACGAGGCCGAGCUGCUGAACAGCAGCAACCAGUUUACCAUCUUUGGCAGAACCGGCCGCAAGGUCAAGAUCAACGGCGUCUACGCCGACCUCGAGGUCCUCGAGAACCUGCUGCUCACCCACCUCGACAAGGCCAUCAAAGAGUGCUGCAUCGUCCAGACCUCGGACGAAAAGAUUGUGCUGCUGUACGUGCCUGUCCGCCGCUCGGCAUCGGGCCCCGAGUUCGACUCGCGCCAGAUCCUCGACAUGGCCCAGCGGAUCUUUGCCCUCGAGAACAUUGUCAGCAUCCCGAUCAACAACUGCCUGGACCUGUACGAGAUGCCGCUCAACGACUCGGCCAAGCGCGACCUCAAGCGGCUCAAGCGCAUCGCCGAGCAGGCCGACUACUACGGCCUCGCCAUCACAUACCCGCCGAUCCCGGCCAACGACUCGUCCGAGUCGCGCAUCGCCAUCAAGGUGUCGGCCCUCGGCGCCGAGAUCCUCGAGAUCGAGGCCUUCAACGGCCGCAACUACUACAUCUCGGGUGCGGGCUUCAACUCGCUGUCGGUCGUGCAGCUGUCGAUUGCGCUGCGGGCCGAGUUUGACAUUGAGAUCUCGCCGCUGAUCCUGCUGUCGCACGGCAUGAACCCCGUGGGCGUGGCCCGGAUCAUCACCGAGCACCGGCUCAAGCGGCCGUUCGACCCGCCCGUCGUCAACCUGGCCGAGGAGGCCGCCAAGCUCGACGACCCGACGGUGACGGCCGAGGGCCUGGCGCCGUUCGAGUUCCAGGCGGCGCCGCGGUCGGUGCUGCUGACGGGCGCAACGGGAUUCCUCGGAUCGUUCCUGCUGUUCGAGCUGGCCAACCAGUUCCCGUCGGCCACGAUCGUGUGCCUGGUGCGAGCGGCCAGCGACGAGGAGGCGCUCAAGCGACUGAAGGACGCUGUGCACGACCGGGUGCUCGGCGCCCGACAGCAGCUCGGCAACGACCGAUACCGCAUCUGGGACCGGGUCCGAGUCUGCAGCGGCGACCUCGGACGCUCUCGCUGGGGCCUCAGCGACGAGGCCUGGGAUCAACUGGCGCGCGACACUGAUGUGAUUGUGCACAACGGCAGCGAGGUGCACUGGAUGUACUCGUACGAGCGGCUCCGCAACACCAACGUCCUCGGCACGGCGACGGCCCUCAGGCUGGCCACGACGCACCAUCUCAAGCCGGUGCACUAUGUGUCGACGGUCGGGGCGAUCCCGCUGCAAGCAUAUCGUGGCGAGCGGCUCAAGGAGCGGAUCUACGAGGAGUGGACGGUCUCUGGCGGCUACGGCCAGACCAAGUGGGUCGCCGAGCAGCUGAUCGACAAGGCGCACGCCCGCGGAGUGCCGGCGACGAUCCUGCGUCCGACAGUGAUCAUUGGCGACAGCAUCUUUGGAGUCUCCAACACCGAUGACUACAUCUGGCGCUACGUCCGCGGAUGCAUCCAGGUCGGGGCCAACCCGUCCCACGCCAGCCAUGUGCACAUGAACCUGUGUCCUGUCGACUAUGUGGCCAAAGCCAUUGCGACGGUGGCGGCCUCGAAGGAGGCCCUCGACCUGUUUGUCUUCCACCUCGACGACAUCAGCAACUUUGCGGAGCACGAUCUCUUUGACCUCGUGCAGAAGCUCGGCUGGAAGCUCUUCUUCCAGACGCGCGACCAGUUCCGCAACCAGAUCGUCCAACUCAACAACCCAAAGACCAACGUGCUCUAUCCGCUGAUGGACUUUAUCACCAGCAUGUCCUUCGACCUCGACAACGAGCACUUCCACACACUUGUCCCGCAGGCGGCCCCGGACCCGACCAAGGUGGUGACAAAGUGCCUCGAGUAUCUCGCGCUUGUGGGAUACCUGCCCGAGCCCGAGGGCGGGCUGCCGACCCGCACCCGCAGCAUCGAGUAUCCCGAGAUGGAGGCCUUUGGCCGCACCGACCGCGCCUGAGCGACUUUGUGGCUGUGCCGGGCGAUGGUUGUUGUCAGUUUACAUAUCGGCGAUGGACAUAUCUCGGUGCGGGCUAUGGUGUCGUGCGCCUGGCUCGGUUAUCUGCUGCUGCAUCUCCCUCCCCGCCCUUGAAUCAACAUGCAUGCCUGCCCCCCCCCACUCGUAUCUCCCUAUCCAGCCAUCGACUCUGUGUCAUAACGACCUCGGUGCGCGCAGCUUCGCUCUGCUCUGACUCCCGCUCCCCAGCCGCUGUCCCCCCUGUUCUCUGUUUUUGCUCCCCAAUGAAGACCGACUUGCACAGCGCUGGGUGUCGUGCGCAGGCGCGUGGCUGUGUCCUGCUGGUGAUUGGG